CCCAUGAGGCCAUGACCCAUCUCGGCAUUAUAACGAUUACGAAUAAAUUUCGAUAAGAAGAACAGAAGAAGUAAAAAUAAUCAAACAAAGCUGUGAUUCUCACACAGAGCUCAAGGAUCUUCUCGCAAUGGGUUCUGUUGACUUGCCUUCCGCUUUAUCCUUCAAGGGUGGAAGUGAAAUAUUUCUCCAGGAUGUGUUGGAAAGUAUACUGAAAACGUAUUUGAGGAAGAACCCGAUGGCAAAGACGAUAUGGGAACUAGUAAAAUCGGUGGACAACGAAAAGAUCUCCUACGACCACUUCUUUUUCAGGACAUUUAAGGUCGAUGGUUACGGAAUAGAUUCCUUGUCGAGUUUAUUCAUCGAUUAUGGAUAUAAAGUUGGAGGCAGACUUGAUUUUCCAAAGAAGAAAGUACAUGUUCUCUGGCUUUCUCCUCCGGAUGUUAACGUCGUCGAUAAUGGUUACGGUAUAGGCAAUGGUCCUCUGCCACGACUUGUUAUAGCUGAGCUGCUCGUGGAUGAACUAAGCCGUGAAUCGCAGGAGAUCAUAAGGAAGUAUUUGAAACCGGAAGGUGGUAAGCAAGCGGUUCUUUCAAGUACUUUGGGGUCUUUAAUUUGGGAGAAGCCAACAUCCACUGAUUUCAAUCAACUUGCCAAAGAAAGUGAAUUUGCGGCAUGGACGCUUGUCUACGGCUACACGAUGAACCAUAUUGCUUUCGCGGUUCAUCGUCUUAAAUACCGUUUUAGUGACAUCAAAUGCAUCAAAGAGUAUUUUGAAGAAAAAGGAUUUGAACUUAACAAGGACGGAGGAGCGCUUAAAGUGAGUCAAGAUGGUCUACUGUUACAAGUGUCAGCAAUGUCGGAGAAACUUGAUGUUGAAUUUGCAGACGGAGUAACUAAAACUGUCCCGGCUUCAUUCAUUGAGUUUGUUGAACGUCUAAUUCUUCCACAGUUCAAUGAUAUGCCACAUGAUGAGAUCAAAGAGUUUCAUAGACGCGAGGGCUUAGAGCAAGCUAGCGCCUGCCACAUAAUGGAAAGCACCCGUUUCACAGCAUAAGUAUAGAACCAGACUUGUCUUGUUCGGCUUAAUAUGUCAAAUAUGUGUAAUAUUUAAACGUUGGUAUGUCAUUUGGACCAAUUGUGUGUGAGAUGUUAUGUAUUGAUAUCCAUCAAUCAAGUUGACACCUACCUUUGUCUUUCAGUUCAA
Camelina sativa (false flax) is the source of this 1204-nucleotide messenger RNA. Its product is annotated as 2-oxoadipate dioxygenase/decarboxylase, chloroplastic. Gene Ontology annotation, molecular function: oxidoreductase activity. NCBI's taxonomy places the organism in Eukaryota, Viridiplantae, Streptophyta, Magnoliopsida, Brassicales, Brassicaceae. The record is from RefSeq and is a predicted model, not a curated record.